Toxotes jaculatrix (banded archerfish) is the source of this 4139-nucleotide messenger RNA. It is a transcript of the gene ulk1a, whose product is annotated as unc-51 like autophagy activating kinase 1a. The record is from RefSeq and is a predicted model, not a curated record. Gene Ontology annotation, biological process: positive regulation of autophagy; protein autophosphorylation; axon extension. Bases 424 to 3180 code for a protein of 918 amino acids. The transcript has 27 exons. Gene Ontology annotation, cellular component: cytoplasm; autophagosome. Lineage: Eukaryota; Metazoa; Chordata; Actinopteri; Toxotidae. Gene Ontology annotation, molecular function: ATP binding; protein serine/threonine kinase activity.
AAAGGUGAGGAUGACAGCAAUAUCUGAGCUCAGUUUCUGAAUGUAAACAGCGUUUAACAGGACUACUGUAACUUUUCAACCUCUACCACUUACUGAAAAGCGUCAGGAACUAAUUCUGAGUCGUUAAAUAAGCACAGCGGGUCGCUAACACUUUGUUUACACACAUUUUUUUCCUGCGCACCUUUGUUUAAACUUUCUUGUGUUGACAGAAACUUCGUAAUGUUGCCAUCGAUGUUUUCUUCGGUUACAAAUCUUGUCACGUGCGAAGACAGUAUUUUUUAAUCAAUGAAAUGGGAUUUACCGGCAUGAGGGACGUGUCGUGGGACUGUACGUCUGUUUCAGCUGGAAAAUCAGCCUCCUGAGUCUGCUCGGAUACUUUAACGCGUGUUUAUUUAUUACAUUACAUUAUUAUUAUUAUUCUCCAUGGAGUCCGUUGGGAAGUUUGAGUUCAACCGGAAAGACCUGAUUGGCCACGGUGCCUUUGCUGUUGUGUUCAAAGGCAGACAUAAAGAGAGGCGUGACUGGGAGGUUGCUGUGAAGUGCAUCAACAAGAAAAACCUAGCCAAAUCACAGUCUCUGCUUGGUAAAGAAAUCAAAAUACUUAAGGAACUCAAACAUGAAAACAUUGUUAGACUACUCGACUAUCAGGAAAUGGGAGGGUGCGUGUAUCUUGUCAUGGAGUACUGCAAUGGCGGCGACCUGGCAGAGUACCUUCACUCAAAGGGCACAUUAAGUGAGGACACCAUCCGUGUGUUCCUACAGCAGAUUGCUCAGGCCAUGAAGGUCCUGCAGAGCAAAGGCAUCCUCCACAGAGACCUCAAACCCCAGAACAUCUUGCUCUGCCACCCAGAGGGGCGCAAGUCCACGUCCAUCAAUACCUGCAUUAAGAUAGCUGACUUUGGGUUUGCACGUCAUCUCCAGACAAACACCAUGGCAGCCACGCUGUGUGGCUCUCCCAUGUACAUGGCUCCAGAGGUAAUCAUGUCCCAGAACUAUGAUGCCAAGGCUGAUCUGUGGAGCAUAGGCACCAUUUUGUACCAGUGUCUGACUGGGAAGGCACCAUUUCACGCCAGCACACCACAGGAGCUCCGUCUCUUUUAUGAAAGCAACAGGACCCUGUUACCCAGCAUCCCAAAGGAGACUUCUAGUAACCUAAAACACCUACUACUGGGGCUGCUGCAGAGAAACCACAAAGAACGGAUCAGCUUUGAUGAGUUUUUCCACCAUCCUUUCCUGGAGACCAGCUCAUCCACAAAGAAAUGCUCUCCAGCUCCCCUGCUCUCCUACCCCAGUUUAGGUUCGGGUAGUUCUUCCAGCAGCUCCUCAGCGUCCCAUCUGGCUUCACCUCAACAUUCCGAUGGAGAGAUGCACCGACUCCAGCCCAAAGCAGAGUUCUCCCCGACACAAAACACUGCUGGCUUCCUGCUGAAAGAAAUAGCCAAUCAAGACAGUAGGAACACCUCAUCGUACACAGAGGACUAUGUCAUGGUGCCGACUCAGUUUCCCAGUGAGUAUACAUGUGAAGUGGAUGUUGGGUCACCAAUUGAAAGUUGCCUUAUAUACAGUGGGAGCUCACUAGUAGCUGAGAGAGGUCCUGGACCUGCAGGAAAGACGCCUCCACCUUCUCCCCUGCUACACUCUCCCUCCAAGCCUGUUAGCAAGCCUGCUGAAUUCAUUGGCCACAGCUGCAACCACUCUGUGCCCAUUCCUGUCCCAACACAGAUCCAAAACUACCAGCGUAUGGAACAGAACCUGCAACCUGUUGGCCUGCAUGGCUCUACCAGGGCCACGUUGUGCUGUGCAGGCAGCAGCAGUGAAAGCUCCCCAAAGUGUGGGGGCUGUAGAGCUCCAGGUCCAGGAUUUGUCCUCAACUCCCCAAAGCUUGCGACUGGAGGAGCUGAGCCACAACAGUGCUCCCCACUAGCGGGAACUACCCCAAAGACUUCAGAGCAGACUCUCCCACUCAGCACAAGGACUGGGCAGCUCACUGGCUCUCCUGACAUCCAGGACACCUCCGGCCCCAAGCAGGUUCAGUCAAGAAAGCUGAACCGAACCAGGACAGUCCCAGACCUACAAUCCCUUGGCCCAUCUCCUGCUUCACAGAACAACGACAGCAGGAAAUCUGCCAACAAAAAGGGUCCUUUUAAAAGAUCACUGAGCACAGGCAGGCUGUCUGACAUGCUACUGAAGGCGGCCUUUGGUGCCCACCUUUUUGAAGAGGGAAGUGAUGAGAGCCUUAACUGUGAGAAAAGCAUGGAUACAACAGCUCCACCUACUGGUGGUAAUAGAGGCUUUCAGUUCUCAGACAGCCCACCUCUUGCAGUCUUCACUGUGGGUUCUCCAUCCAAGGGAAACACUUCUCCUGAUGCCAUGGUAUCAAAGAUGUUCUCAGGUUCCCCCAACUACAUAAACUCAACCUGGCUUCUUAACAGUCGCCUUCUUCAGAGAGGAAGCCGUAGAAACAGUGAGACUGAAGCCAUGGAUGCUACCCCACACACUAGUCUCAUCUUUCACCCUCCAGAACUCGCUGAAGACACACUGAUGGAGCAGGCUCAUACAGAUGCCCUGAGCGACCUGCGCUUCACCUUGGCUUUUGUCCACUGUGUCAUGGAAUUGGCUUCUUCUAAAGACUUGGGGCUGGAGACCAUCAGCAGUCCUGAUGUUUCUUUUCUAGAGCAGAGCUUUGUGACAGAUCAGAUUAGUCUUCUGAGUAGAGAAUGGAGCUAUGCAGAGCAGUUAGUGUUGUACAUGAAGGCUGAAGAGUUUCUGUCAUCAGCACUGCACACUGCUAAAGAAAAUAUCAAGCAAGGCCAACUCCUUCCCUCUGCUACAGUCAAGCAAGUGAUCAGGAAGCUGAAUGAGUUAUACAAGAACUGUGUAACAUACUGUCGCUCCCUCAACGAUCGGCUGCAGACCUUCUUGCUUGACAAACAGAAGCUUAUGGACCGCUUCAACGGACUCACAGCAGAGAAGCUCAUCUACAGCCACACUGUGCACAUGGUACAGACUGCUGCUUUAGAUGAGAUGUUCCACUAUGGCACAGCAUCAGUCCAACGCUACCAUAGAGCCCUUCUACUGAUGGAGGGUCUAUCCCGAAUCAUUACAGAGCAGAAAGCCAUUGACAGCAUAGAUAAAUGUAAGCAGUGUAUUGAGCGACGCCUCUCUGCUCUGCAGACUUAACAGUAUCCAUGAGUUCUACAGCUGCAAUCACAGCCGCUGGACUAUCUUGCCUCAUCCAUCUCCCCUCAGUGAAGAUGGAUCCUCCUAGAGAGUCAGUACACACAAGCACUUUGAUCUUUCUUAAGGGAAAUGACCACUGGAGCAUCUGCUCUUAUCCCACCACCCAGUCUGCGAUCUUUACAUUAAUGCACAGAAAAGACUGGAAGCCCUGUUUUGUACACAUUUUUGAAGAGAGAUUGUUUUAUGACUGCUUGAAUAAUUUGAUCAGGUAAAUUGUUAGUGUGUUGUUUUGUGUUUUGCACAUAGAGUUAUGAUGAAAUAAUAACUGAUUUUAAAUUUGUUGUACUUGAAACAAAGAUUAUUUAGGUUUUUUUUCAGUAUUUGAAGCGAUUGUGUUAUGUAAAAGUUAUGUAAAAGUUCACCGGCCAACAGGAAUCACAAUAUCCUGGAUGAGAUGACCAAAAAUAACCAGUGUGUAGCAAUACUAGUAAAACUGUACCUGAUGUUUUGUACAUUUUUCAUCAUAGCAUAAUAGUGGCUGUACAAUGAAAGUAUGUUUUGACUUCAUACAGAAUAAUUGUCUAACAGUCAUAUAGACUUGCAUCAUAGACCACGAUAAGUAUAUUUUUUACAUUACAGUGAUGUACUUGGUUAUGAGCUGCUUUAAGAGACAUUAACUGCAUGCCACAUUGCUUAUGUUCAUCUGCUGCAUUUGUGUUUAUGUGUGCACAUUAGUUUUGACUUUAGAGGUGUAAAACAAAAGUUAAUUUGCAGUUAAUUUGUGAAUGAAUUUGUACAUGACUUUUGCCUGCUAGGACAUAUUUGAUAUUUUGUUAAAAUGUUAGUUAAACAGAAAUUAGUUAGAAUUUAUCAAAUUACCUUUUCUACUUUUAUUUGCCAGCCAAAUUUGCCAAAAUGAGUUGUUACACACUGUGUGAUGAAAAUAAAUAAUAUUUAUU